AUGACCACAUUCACUUGGGCCAAGCUUCUGAUUGCCGGAUGGCUCGCUGCCGUCGCAGUUGCAACAAAUCCUGCAGCGUCUCCUCCCACCUUGCCAAACCCAAACUCCCAUCCCAACCACGCAUCCUUUUCCCAUGCGAGCAUGACCCGCUCGGCCUCUUCUCAGCGCACACACACCACCGAACCACCUGCUCAGUCGUACAGAUGGAUGAUCUUCUAUGAGUAUAGCAACCCGGUCAACGGAUGUGCUCCGUACACAGUCGCCACCAACUUCCAGUUUUCCUCCACCAAAUACUUUUCCAACAAGUAUCACCUGGCCGCCAAAACCGUCUGUGCCAGCAACAACUUUACCUGCAUGCCCAUUCCGCUCACUGCAACUAACACCGAAACCGUUGGCAUCCAGUGCUUCAACAACUUCAACACCUUCCGCACUCGACUCGACCGCCUCUUUGAUCAGCUACUUACUGCCUCGUCGGCCCUCAGCAACGUUUCUCUGAAUGCCCUUAGCGUCAUCGGAGAGAAUGCAUAUUUGACUGGAGAAAGCUUGAAGAAGUGUAUUUCCAAAAUUGACCGCAAAACCAAUGCCACCGUUUACUCCCUGACAACGAUCGCUCCCAACAAAACCAGCAUUAUGCGCUAUACCCGCUGCGACCCAACUUGUACCAACUGCACCCUGUCGUCUACUGUUCCUCUGGGCCAGAGACGCCCUGCUGGCAAAAACUCGACUGACUCCUCCAACUCAACCGUUGUCUCGGCCAACACCUCUGUCUAUGACACCUACUUGGCUUCGGCCGUCGUUCAGCUCAACGCCAACUCCACCCAGUCUAACUCACAGGCGGGUCCAGGCGCCUUCUCUGGUUUUGGAGUUGGAGUCUUUGUUAUCGCACUGUCACUGCUAUACCUGGCGGAUAUCAGACGAUAG
Molecule: messenger RNA, 921 nt
Organism: Polychytrium aggregatum
Lineage: Eukaryota; Fungi; Chytridiomycota; Chytridiomycetes; Polychytriales
Exons: 1
Coding region: 1-921 (306 amino acids)
Source: RefSeq, a predicted model, not a curated record